Lobosporangium transversale is the source of this 1452-nucleotide messenger RNA. Its product is annotated as camp-dependent protein kinase A. The transcript has 2 exons. Gene Ontology annotation, cellular component: cAMP-dependent protein kinase complex; nucleus. The record is from RefSeq and is a predicted model, not a curated record. Lineage: Eukaryota; Fungi; Mortierellomycota; Mortierellomycetes; Mortierellales; Mortierellaceae. Gene Ontology annotation, molecular function: ATP binding; cAMP-dependent protein kinase activity. Gene Ontology annotation, biological process: peptidyl-serine phosphorylation. The coding region runs from base 192 to 1379 and encodes 395 amino acids.
UUUUAUUUUCUUUUACAUGUCAAUCCCAAUUGAACCAUUCCUUCUCUCCACUAUCUUUUUUUUCUUUUUUUCUUUUUUCUUUCCUUAUCCGUGUUUUGUUCACGUCGUUUAAAGCCCAAACAAAAUCGAAUUCUUUUCAUUCUCAUCAGUCUCAUCAGUCUCAUCUACUACAACCAUCAUUAUACUCUGGCAUGCAAUCAGUUGAAAUGGUCUCUGCUGAAACCACUCUGUCCGAGCGUCAGCAGCUGGAGCAGCAUCAACAACUAGAGCAACAGAAGCAACAACAACAGUUGCUUCUUCAACAACAACAACAACAACAACAACAGCAACAACAACAAGAGCAAUUAAGACAGCAACAGCAACAACAGCAACAACAACAACAAGUACAGCAACGGGUUCCUCAAACAACCCGGCGCAAGUUCAACUUGGAUGAUUUUAGAAUCCAUCGAACACUCGGCACAGGAUCCUUCGGUCGCGUCCAUCUAGUUCAAUCUCGAUUCAAUUCUCGGUUUUAUGCAAUGAAGGUACUCAAGAAGACCGAGGUAGUCCGUCUGAAGCAAGUAGAGCACACCAAUAACGAGAAAAUGAUCCUCGAACGUGUUGAGCAUCCAUUCCUGAUCAACAUGUGGGGCACCUUCCAAGAUGUUCGGAACCUCUAUAUGGUCAUGGACUAUGUCGUCGGAGGCGAGUUAUUUUCAGUUUUAAGGAAGAGCCAGCGAUUCCCUGAACAUGUGGCUCGGUUUUACACAUGUGAGGUUCUUCUAGCUUUGGAAUAUCUACAUUCACACGCAGUAAUCUAUCGAGAUCUCAAGCCUGAGAACCUGUUGUUGGAUUCGAUGGGACAUAUCAAGAUCACAGAUUUCGGUUUUGCAAAACAUGUACCUCAGAACAUGACAUGGACAUUAUGCGGAACACCUGAUUAUUUGGCGCCUGAGAUUAUUCAGUCAAAGGGAUAUGGCAAAGCAGUAGAUUGGUGGUCGAUGGGCGUAUUAAUGUUUGAGAUGUGUGCAGGCUUCCCACCAUUUUUUGAUGAGGACCAUAUCAAAUUGUAUGGCAAGAUCAUGACAGGCAAGGUUCGGUAUCCAUCUCAUUUUUCACAACAAUUGAAGGAUUUGUUGAAGCGAUUGUUGACAGCAGAUCUGACGAAGCGCUAUGGAAAUUUGAAAGGAGGAGCAACUGAUAUUAAGAAUCAUGUAUGGUUCGAGGGCGUGAACUGGGAUAUGGUGUAUUCAAGACAGAUCGAGGCACCCUAUCGGCCGACGAUCUUGGGAGAUGGUGAUGCCAGCAAUUUCGACGAUUACCCUGAGGAUGCAGAACCAUAUGGAAUAUAUCCACCGGGUGAAGUUGAUGAACUUGGAAUGUACUUUCCAGGAUUUUGAUUGAUGAGAAGAAAAAAAAGAAAAAAGAAAAAAAGUAUUCAUAAAAAAAAGAAAAAACGAUACAGGCAAUCUC